UGACGCAGGUCUAAGAUGGCGGUGCAGGUGGAGUUGUGUUGUUUGGAGAGUUUCCCGGCUCACCUGAGUCCCCUGGAUGCUCUCAUACUGAAAUCUCACCUUAGCUCAGUUUUCCAGGAUGACACCGACCCACCGACCGUCCUCUUCACCCCGCAGCGGCCUCGGGGCUCUGGGAGGCCGGGCAUUUUACUGCGCGUUCAGCCGACCACCGAGGAGGAGACUACGAGCUGCGGAGCGGGAAACUCCCCCAGAGCCGAGUCCGAGCACCGGGUCCGGCUCUUCACCAGCCGCCUCUUCCUGCGGCUCCACGGACUCCAGCGGGUCGGCAGCACGGGGACCGUCCGGGCUCUGGAGCCGGUCCCCCUGGACAGACUGGUGCUGGGAGCCCGCAGUCGGCAGAGCCUCCGCUGGGCUGGAGCCGAGCAGUUCACCGGAGGGCUGCUGGAGCUCUGCCGCCCGGGACAGUGGCUGCUGGCCCGGCGCGGAGACCCGCUGCUGCUGCCCCGACACCCGCUGCUGGGAGAGGACCCGGGACAGGUGCAGCAGCAGCUGUUGGAGCUGCUGGUGUUGGACUGCAGUCCUGUAACACAGGGACGGAUCACAGCUGACACCUCUGUGGUGCUCACAGACUGCUGGGAGUCAGUGGAGCCCCCAGGGGCCCCCUUGCCCUGCAGACCCGUCACACUGUGUGUGUCAGACUUCGCUCAUUACGCCGAUGGCCUGGGAGGGGGGCGGUCGCUUCUUGACAGCAGGAAGCUGCUGGGCUCGGGAUUCUCCGGCGUCCUGCAGGCGCUGGAGUGCAGGGUGGACGUUCGAGUGGUGGACACUCAGCGGUGGCUCGGGGUCAGAGGUCAGCAGGGAGCUGGCGUGGACGUGGACAGCUGUGUGUUUGUGAGCAAACAGCUGCUCCUCAGGCUGGGGCUGUUCAACCAGGAGUGGGUGAAGCUGUGGGGGCCUCCUGUGGGUCACGGCGACGUGUGCAGGCAGCGGCUGGUCUCCGUGCUGGUGGUGGAUUUAACGCAGAGUCCAGACCUGCAGAACCACGACGAGGUAGGUUUCAUUUCGCCGACUCUGUGGUUCAACAUGACCGGAGGAGACGUGAUCCCAGCGAACAGCUGCACUCUGAGGAUGAAGAGGUGGAAAUCGUCUCCUGCUUCUGCUGUGCCAGGCGCUCGACACUCUGACAGUUUCUGUCGCUCAGCCUCUCCAGCGUUCGCCAGCAAGAUUCACAUCCAGCCGGUUGUGUCUCCACUGUACAACAACAUCAGCUGCUGCGACAACCUGCUGUCUGCACACUUCAGUACGCCAAGACUGGUUUCACAGGGAGACAUCCUGACAGUUCCUGCUGAAAAUCAUCCCGACCUGCUGGAGAACAACUCAGAGGGAAUUCACAGGUGUCCAGUGCUGUUCUUCAGAGUGCAGAAGGUGUGUCCGUCUGCAGAGACAGAAGAAGAGGGAGGAGGAGGAGCUUACCUGGCUGACAGACUGCACACCUCUCUCUACAUGAGAGCGUCCACCAGCAGCCCCGUCCCCUGUCUCUGUGUGGACGGCGGCUCGUCUCUGUGGAGCAGUCUGUCUCCUCCGGGCCUCACUCAGACCGUGGAGCUCCUCAGCAGCAUCAUCCUCCCUCACCUGCAGCACAGCAGCUCUCUGUCUGGCUGCACCAUCCUCCUCCACGGUCCUGCAGGAAGUGGAAAAGUAACUUCGGUCAGCGCUGCGAGCCGCAGGCUAAACCUUCACCUGCUGAAGGUAGACUGUGUGAGUGUGUGUGCUGACACUCCUGCAGCGUCGGAGGUGAAGCUGAGCUCGGUGUUUCAGCAGGCCGACGCCCUGCAGCCCUGCGUCCUGCUGCUCAGGAACCUGCAGCUCCUGCUCACGGCUCGAGGAGGUGCAGAGGAGGACGGCAGAGUCCAGGUGGCGCUCUGCCAGCUGCUCCACAGCGCCCCCAGCAGUGUGGUGGUGGUGGCGACGGUCUGCAGACCUCGGGAGCUGUCUGCAGGAGUCAUGGCGGCGUUUGUCCACCAGGUGGCGUUGGAGAGCCCCACCGAGGAGCAGCGGCACUCCAUACUGGUCAGCCUGAGCCAAGACCUUCACCUGGGGAGAGACGUCAACCUGGAGAGACUCGCCAAACUCACUGCAGGGUUCGUGUUGGGGGAUCUGAGUGCUCUGUUGGUGGAGGCUGGUCGAGCUGCCUGCAGGAGGCUGAUUCACACCUGUGGUUGUCAGCAGGAGGAGGAUCUGUGCUCCAGUGGAGUGACCAUCCUGAACCAGGACUUCACCUCCGCCCUGGAGACCCUGCAGGACGCCCAGUCCACGUCCAUUGGAGCCCCCAAGAUCCCUGAUGUGCGUUGGGAGGAUGUUGGAGGUCUGCAGCAGGUGAAGAAAGAGAUCCUGGACACAGUUCAGCUUCCUCUGCAGAGACCAGAGCUCCUGUCCCUGGGUCUGAACCGGACUGGAGUCCUGCUGUAUGGACCACCGGGAACAGGGAAAACUCUGCUGGCCAAAGCUGUGGCUACUGAGUGCUCCAUGACCUUCCUCAGUGUUAAAGGUCCGGAGCUCAUCAACAUGUACGUGGGUCAGAGUGAAGAGAACAUCAGAGAAGUGUUCUGCAGAGCGCGCUCAGCUGCUCCGUGUGUCGUCUUCUUUGAUGAGCUGGACUCUCUGGCUCCCAGCAGGGGGCGCAGUGGAGACUCUGGAGGGGUGAUGGACAGAGUCGUGUCUCAGCUGCUGGCCGAGCUCGAUGCUCUGCACUCGUCUGUUGGGGUUUUUGUGAUCGGAGCGACAAAUCGUCCGGACCUGUUGGACCAAUCACUGCUGAGACCGGGCAGGUUAGAUAAACUGGUCUACGUUGGAAUCAACGAGGACCGAGCCUCUCAGCUGCAGGUCCUCCGAGCCAUCCUAAGAAAAUUCCAGCUGGACGCUGCUGUGGACCUGCAGCAGGUGGUGGAGCGCUGCCCCGAUCACAUGACCGGCGCCGACCUGUAUGCCCUCUGCUCAGACGCCAUGACGGCCGCCAUCAAGAGGAAGAUCUCGCUCAUCAAUGACGGUCUGGACACAGAAGACUCGCCUGUCCUCGUCUCCGUUGAGGAUUUCUCUUCAGCGUUAGAAAAUUUCAUGCCGUCAGUUUCACACGAGGAGCUACUGAGAUACAGAAACAUUCAACAGAAGCUCACUGCCAAGUAGAGACUGAUGAUGAUGAUGAUGAUGAUGAUGAUGAUGAUGAUAAUGUUCACCACUCAGAUGAAGGUCUCAUUUAAAGCACAUAUCAACACUGUAAAAUACUGUAAAUGUAAAUAAUGUAAACAAAAGUUAAUUUAUGAAAUUCUGAGAUGUAAUUAUUAAAUAUUGCCGUUAACCUUGACUAAUGAAACCAGACGUUAGAGUUCAGUUUUUCUCUUGAUGGAAUCAUCGUUACAUCAGAUGCUAAUGAUGAUUUCUAAAGGCUUUUCACAAAAAUCACUUUUACUAUUAACAAUUACUUGAUUAAUGUUGUGAUAUUCCAGCUCUGCGUUAACUGCAGUACCUCUGCCUCAUAUUCUUAUUCUUAUUACAUCAACUAUAACCAGUGUUAAAUAUACACAUGCAUAUAUAAUGUUGUAAAGCAACCUUUUAAAGGGUUGGAUCAUGUUGUCACACAGAAAUUUAAAAAUCAUAUCCAGGUGUGAAGGAGAGCUAAAAUGUUGGGAUUAAAGAAAAAGUCGCAAAACUUGAAAUAAUGCUGAUUUUAUCACUUUUGUCAAAACAAAAAUUGAAGUAGGCAUUUUUUUUUUUUAAUACUUUACAGAUGGUUCCUGGGCAGAGUGUAAAGAAGCUGCUAUGAGACGCAAUGAAAAUACAUUUUCAUUAUCAAAUCUGUUAAGGCUGAUUUCUACAUUUCACUGCAGUCAUAAAACUAUGAUACAAAGUUAUGAAAUUUCAGUGGACAAAAUCACAACCUCUCAGUUCACUGAUCAUUUGGAGAUUUCUCAAUUCCAUCAGUUCAGCAAUAAACAAAUUCAAAAAACUUCAA
Molecule: messenger RNA, 4009 nt
Organism: Epinephelus lanceolatus (giant grouper)
Lineage: Eukaryota; Metazoa; Chordata; Actinopteri; Perciformes; Serranidae
Gene: pex6
Product: peroxisomal biogenesis factor 6
Biological process (GO): protein import into peroxisome matrix
Cellular component (GO): peroxisomal membrane; cytosol
Molecular function (GO): ATP binding; ATP hydrolysis activity
Source: RefSeq, a predicted model, not a curated record